Bradysia coprophila is the source of this 1634-nucleotide messenger RNA. Its product is annotated as glycosaminoglycan xylosylkinase homolog. Gene Ontology annotation, biological process: protein phosphorylation. Lineage: Eukaryota; Metazoa; Arthropoda; Insecta; Diptera; Sciaridae. Gene Ontology annotation, molecular function: phosphotransferase activity, alcohol group as acceptor. Gene Ontology annotation, cellular component: Golgi apparatus. The record is from RefSeq and is a predicted model, not a curated record.
GGGAAGAAAAUUAAAAUGGUUGAUGGACACAUGACAGCUGAUGGGACUCGCACAGUGUGUGGUUUGUUUUUCUUUCUAUUAUUACUGUGUACAACCGCAAAAAAAAUGCAUAAACCUUACAACUCAAUAAAUUAAACAAUUAGCCAAUUAAAAUUCUUCAUCAGGGCACACAUUCAUUUCCCCGUUUUCUAUUAAAAUCGCACGCACAAAUGUUAGUUCAAAUGUUAUUCAAUGACAAAACAAAUAUGUUUGAUUUUCGUUCUGUUAAUAAUUUUAUUUUUGUUAAUAUUUUCGUUGAAUUUUUACUUUUUAAACCGGCUAAAUAAUGAUCAACUAAACGGCAAAGAUCACCUAAAAAUCGAUAAACCAACGUAUGUUCAAGGCUUAAUCCGACGGUCAGUGAAUAGUUUAAAGCCAGUGUAUCUAAACAAAAAUCCUCGAUUCUACACCAUUCGCAAUAAAUUGUUAAAGCAUCUAAGUCCGGCACACUAUGACAAUGUAACCGUCGUUUGGGAUAUUGUCCACUGGUGGCCUGACGACAACGAAAUUUAUCCUCCAAAUGAUGCAACAAUGGGACAGCUGAUACAAGCAUUAAAAGCGGAAAAAAUUGUAUCCGCCAAAAAUUCACCGAAAGGAACACAAUUGAAACUUCUACUCACAUUGGACGGCAAUCAAAAAGUCAUUUUCAAACCGAAAUGGUAUGAACGAAAUGCCAUUAUUGAUGGGCCCGUUUAUUCCGGAAAGGAUCGUUUCAAUGCGGAAAUCUUUGGUUUCUAUUUAGGAUCAUUACUGAACAUGCGAUGGACACCCGUGGCGGUCGGACGGAAAUUGAAUAUGAAAGAGAUUUUCGAUAAAGCUGACAGACCAUUGAGACGCACGAUGACUGUUAAUGCGGUGCCAAAUGAAAAUCGAACCGAAAUUUGUGUGUUCGGCAAAUGUUUUUACUGUAAAGAAUCGGAGCCCGUUUGUGGUGACGAAAAUGGUUACCUCGAAGGUGUAAUUUUACAAUUAAUUCCUGGCUCUUUUGCGAAAUACCGAUCGCCGUGGCAACGCACCUACAAAGACAAUCAGAAGGCUGAGUGGGAAGACAAUAUGAACUAUUGCGGUUCGGUCAAAGAAAAAUAUACGCAAACGCGGCUGCUUGAUCUUGUCGACGCUUCCAUAUUCGAUUUUAUUCUACAAAACGGCGAUCGACACCAUUACGAAACGCGGAACGAACGGAUCGUACUGAUUGAUAAUGGCAAGGGAUUGGGCAAUUCCAACUACGAUUUUCUCGAUAUUUUAGCUCCAUUGUAUCAAUGUUGCAUAUUGAGAAGGUCGACCUGGGAACGUUUGCUAGUUUUCUCCGGUGGAACGUUAACGGAAUUGAUCGAUCAAAUAAGUAGAAUGGACGAUAGCUAUCCCCUGUUGACACCGGGUCAUUACAAAGCCGUCAACCGAAGAUUUCUGCUCAUUUUCAGUGCUGUUGAGUUUUGCUUUCAAAAGUUUGGUAACGUGGCUGUCCUCAAGUAAUAAUAACAACUGGUGCGAUUUCAGUUCUGUGCCAUUCAAUCGAAAAAUGUUGUAAAAUAUGUAGGUAGGAUAACCUUUUCACUUAAAUAAAUUGAACAGUUGUUACAGUUGACGGUUGAGUG